Molecule: messenger RNA, 5088 nt
Organism: Syngnathus typhle (broad-nosed pipefish)
Lineage: Eukaryota; Metazoa; Chordata; Actinopteri; Syngnathiformes; Syngnathidae
Gene: scaf1
Product: SR-related CTD-associated factor 1
Exons: 6
Coding region: 249-4229 (1326 amino acids)
Molecular function (GO): RNA polymerase II C-terminal domain binding
Source: RefSeq, a predicted model, not a curated record
GGGAGUGGAAAAUGGCGGAGAUUGAUGGAACUGAGCCGCUGUUGCGUUCGUAAAACGCAUAAAACCAGUUUUUGAUUGUUUCUGAUUUCUUUUCCGUCAAAUCUCAUGUGAUAAAAAGAUCAUCCGCUAUGUGCAUUGCUCCCGUUGAAACCGUCAACUGGCCGUAACAAGACUUGAGGUGCCUUUCCUUUCGGUUCCGAGCCCUAGGUCCAGCUAACCAACCUUCAUACAUCCAGCUGUCCUGCCCCAUGGACCUGACGUCAGCAUCGGGCUUGAAAAGGAGGCUUGCCGCCUCCUGCUCACCCACCGCCAAAAGAGAGAUUGUCAGAAGCCCCCCUCGUCGCUCACCCUCCUUGUCUCGAUCAUCUCCAUCCUCUGAUCAGUCCUCACCCUCAUCGACAUCAUCCUCUCCCUGCGCUAACUCGGCAAUUUUUCAGAACCAUGGUCAGACUUGUGGGUCCGAACUGGUGAGGGUGUCUUCUACAUCCAAAGCCACCUUUGCGGAAUCCUUCCCUCGCAGUUUAUCACAGUCAGGUGUGAAAGAAGGUCAGAAAAAGGAGAUCUAUGAUCCCUUCCAUCCGACCGAGGGGGAAAAAGAGGGAAAGACCGAGGAAGAUGAAGGAGAGAAGUACGAUCCGUUUGAGCCGACCGGUUCGCCAGCGUCGGAUGACGAUGACGACGGAUGCGGCAAGCUAACCGAAGACCUAACGGGAGGAGAAAUUGACGAGGAGAAAGAAGAGGAGCCUCCAGACUCCACUGACCUUUUCAGUGACCCACCCAGCCCUCCUCCGUCAGCUGCCCAACUCCCUCAUAGAAGACGAGUUGACUACAGCGCCAGCAAAAGUCGAGUUAAGAGAGAGCGGGCUGAUUCGGACCACUCUGAGAUUGAAGAGGGGGAGAUUGUUGUGGCCAUUGAGAGAGGUGUGGGCGGCAAGAGAACGGCCCUGAACUCUCCCAAGAUCACCUUUUUCGAUCCCAAACCAGAACGCAUCCUCCGCGUUUUAGAUGGGGAUGGCUUCGUGUCUGUAUGCGCCGAUAGUAACUGGGAGGUGGACAGGGAGACGGAGGAUGAGCCCGUCGUUGGAAUGGAGGAUCUCCGAAGGAAAUUGGUCAGCAGGAGGAAGGAAAGAUAUCUCGCCUUUCCGAGUUCGUCCCCACUCCCUUCCCAGCUUCCCCCUUCUCCUCCUGCUGACCCGAGACCUUCUUCCUCUCUCGCCCCGACCGCUGAGCAAGCAAGCGCCACUCGCAAUUCCUCCAAAGGUUCCAAAGAGCACAACCGGCAGAGGAGCAAGGAUAAAAAGGCUCGGGAGAAAGACGAGAGGCGAAAGAAACGAAGGAAAGACAAGGAGGGAGAUGGAGAAAGGAGCCGAGACAAGAAGCCCGGGGACAAGAGCGAUAAGGAGGGGAGAAGGAGAAGAAGCAGCAGAAGUAGUAGUCAGAAGAGAAAGAAGACGCACCACAAUAGCCCCGAGACAUCACAAUCGCACAGCUCCUCCCGACGAGACAACCACGGCAGAGCCUCCUUCUCUAGCCCUUCUGUGGAACGCCAUCGAGAGCGGGAACGAGAGAAAGAAAGGGACCGCGACAGAGGUCGAGACCAAGACAGAGAUCGGAAGAACGAACGAGAUCGACGCAGAGAGAGCGAGCAAAGCCACGCCGUCGCCCAGAGAAGGCACGAAAGCGAUCGACCAAGAAAGGAUGAGAGGAAAGGAAAGGAGGGACUCUUCCGUUCAAGCAGUCGAGAGCGGGACGUCUCCAAGCGGCCGAGAAGAAGCAGGGAGAGAAGAGAGGAGGCCCGAGAGCGGGAACGUCGCCGCGACGGGCGUCCUGUUGUCCCGCCGUCUAUUCAGGACCUCAAUGGUUCUGACCUCUUUGCUAUUAAGCGAACCAUCACGGUCACCACCACCACAACCACCACCACGGUACCCGGCUCCCCUCUCCUCACUCAAGCCUCUCCGCGUCGGAUCGUGCAGGACUUAGACGUGCCCCACAAAAGGAACAAGAAGAGACGAUGGCACUCGGGCGGGGAGGAGACGGAGCGGCAACCUUGUCAUAGCCGAUCGCAGUCACCGUCUCCUCCGCGGUAUCACCGAUACGAGUCAGACGGCUAUCGGGAUAAAUUAGACACGUUGUCUUUAGACGGCGAGGCUUUGGACUCGGACUACCCGUCCUUGGAAGAUACACCUCCAGCCGCCUUGCCCCCGGACCCACCCGUCCCCAGCCCCAAAUCGAAAACGGCCUCAAAGACCGAGCGGCGUCACCCCAAAAAGAAAGCUCGCACAUCGAAGAAAUUGACUCAGUCGUCGUCGUCGUCCUUCUCUUCUCCUAAAACCAAAAGCAAAUGCCAAGCUUCUUUGUCGGUCACGUCAGAUUCUGCUCCUGCCCCAACGACAGGCAAGACAACCAGGAAGGUAGGGAAGGACAAAGUGUGGGACAAAGACGUCAAAAAAGCUUUGGGACGUUCGGGCAAAUCCAAGAAAGAGAGCAGCGCUCGCAAAAGCAAACUUCAGUCCAAAGUGUCCGUGUUGGUGCGUGAGGGUGUGAGUAGCACCACCGGGACCUCAAUCGGCUCUGGGAAGCUGGGUAUGGACCUCCUUGGCCCUGGAGGUACAGGAGGAGCUUCGGGAGGCUCCGUGGUGGGCGGUUCCAUCGCUGUCGUCUUCUGUCGAGAUAACGAGAGCAGAUCGCCCUUUCUGAAACCUUGCACUGAGCCGAUGUCGGUCGGAGUCCGCCAUAAAGAUCUGGCAAGUAUGGGCAAGCGAAGCGCCCGAGCAGCACCGCCACCCCCUUUGACCGUGGGAAUGAAAUCAAAGAAGACUAAGCCCGGCUCCAUCACGUCCACUUCCUCCUCUACCCCUUCCCCUUCGUCAACAUUGGCAAACAAGCGUCGUCGGCGCUUGGUCAAGAAGGUUCGUGAAAAAGCCGGCGUAUCAGACGUGGCCAGCGGAGACGGAAGCCAGUCAAAAGUCACAUCCGAAGGCUGGAGCGGAGCCUCGCAAGAGCUUCUCUCCACUGCCGAAGAUGGAGGCAAGCCCGUCAGUCCGCACUCUGGUCAAGCGGGCCCUGCUCCUUGUUCGUCAUCGUCUUCCACCUCGUCCUCCUUUACCAGCGUGCUCCCGCCUUCCUCCCCACCACCCCGUACACCCCCGCCUUCCGCGGCUCCCUUGCGGGACACCAGGGAGUCUUCACCGGACUCUCAGACGGUGGACAGCAGCUGCAAGACCCCGGAACCGUCUUUCCUCGCCGACGACUGCCCAACUCAGACCAGCCCCGCUCUUCCGCCGUCCAGUCCGCCCAGCCCGUCGGCGGCGCCCCAGGGCUCCACCCCCACCACCUUGCAGCCCGCUUCCGACAGCGCGCCCAAAUCGGCCGCCUCGCCUCCUUCGCCGUCGUCGUCGGCCGGGGGCGUUCUCGGGUCCCUUUCUCUGUCUUCGUCGGACCCCUCUUCCUCCUCGGUGUCGUCGUCGUCCGCCGGCAAGCCGCCUCCUCCGCCGCCGCCUCCUCCGGCAGCUCCCGUCCUCCCGUGGAGUCUGCAGACGGGGGUGGACUGCACCACCGGAGGGGUUCUUGCAUUAACUGCACUACUCUUCAAAAUGGAGGAGGCAAAUAUUGCCAGCAGAGCGAAAGCACAAGAAUUCAUCCAAGCGACCAGCCAGAUCCUCUCGCAAGCAAACCAGAGUCAGUCUCAGGCUCCAUCAGCUGCCUCCUCCCAGAUCCCUCCUCCCCCUCCCACCUUACCCCCGCCGCCCGCAUUGAGCCCCGCACAGUUCAUCCUUCAAAGCUCUCUGCCGUUAGUGGCUUGCACCAAAACUCCGCCCUCCCACCUGCACCCCAACCUCGGCGGCGGAUGCGCACAGACACCCCCACCCGUCAUGCCCGUUGGGCUGCCAGGAUUCACGGGGAACUCCGGAGACGCUUUUUGGGACAAUGAAAGUAAAGACCCUGACAAGUACCUGAAGAAGCUCCACACCCAGGAGAGGGCAGUGGAGGAGGUGAAGCUCGCUAUCAAACCUUUCUAUCAGCGCAAAGACAUCAACAAGGAUGAAUACAAAGAUAUCCUCAGAAAAGCUGUUCACAAGAUCUGCCACAGCCGCACCGGAGAAAUCAACCCGGUCAAGGUCAGCAACCUUGUGAAGCUGUACGUCCAGCGCUACAAGUACUUCCGGAAACACGGACGCAAAAUGGACGAGGAAGAGAAGGAUGACAAGGAGCAGGGUGGGACUUUUUAAAAUGUGAUCUAACUCUUUUCACUGUCUCAGAUUGAAAUCGGAGUCUUAAGAAAGUGUUUUAGCGUUUCUCCGGAGUCCCGACGCGCUCCCGUCAACGCCAUCGUUUAGCGUAAUCGCUGACCUUUUAGGUCCGUUUUUUUUUUCUUUUCCUUCCCUAGUCUUGGCCUUAAGACAAUAUCAAACAUGUUGGAUAUUAUCGGAAGUCUUUCCGGUCACGUGACACAGGCAGCAACCAAUAGAUGAGCUCGAACAAAACCAGAAACGGGAAACAAUCAUGAGAGCAAAGGAGAAACACCGAUAAAAAUGUAACGGUCCAGAACACUAUGUCUAUGUAUCAAUAUUUAUCUAUUAUAUACAUACACGAACCAUAUUUUAUUUGUUUUUCAUCUCCUGCACAAACUUGCUCUGUCGCCAAAACGAUCCGAUUGUCCAUUUUGUAGGAUUCCACCAAGAGCAUGACGGGGAAGCAGAAUGCAUUGCGCCAAACAAAAUGCCGAAAGGAUCUUGUAAUAAGUGACCAAGAGAAAUUCACCGUCUUUUAAAAAUCUCUUAAGACUAAAAACUCGUUUAACUUGUUUUUAAAUCUGAAGAGGUGGGAGAUGAUCGUCUUUCGAGUGUAUUUCCCCCCCCCCCCAAAUCUCUUUCGAUGUACAGUCAGCACUACUCUGCCUUUGGUUGUUGUGGACAUCCAUUGUUUUGUUUGAAUGUUUCUGUUGUUUAGUCGACUCUUCUUUAUGCAUCUGUAUGUUUUUACUGUAAAUAGGUCCUCGGACAACAGGUCAUGUAUAGAAGGUUCAAUGGCUCCCAUGUACAUGCCAAUCAAAUGCAAAAUAAUCAAUACAAUACAUACCAGAAAACA